AUGGCGUUCAUCACUCAGAACGCCAAUUACUGUUAUACAAUGAUGCCCUUCGGUCUAAAGAAUGCUGGGGCCACUUACCAAAGGAUGAUGAAUGAAGUAUUCAGAGACCUGAUUGGCAAUUGCAUCGAAGUAUACAUCGAUGACAUGAUCGCUAAAUCAAGAACGUCGGAACAACAUUUGAUUGACCUUCAAGGCGUAUUUGAAAGACUCAGAAAAUUCAACAUGCGCCUGAAUCCCAGCAAAUGCGCCUUCGGCGUUCCCGCAGGCAAAUUCCUAGGCUUUAUGCUCACUGAGCGAGGCAUUGAGGUCAAUCCUGACAAAUGCAAGGCGGUGAUUGAAAUGCGAAGCCCGCAAACAAUCAAAGAAGUUCAGCAGCUGACGGGAAGGUUAGUAGCUCUCACUCGUUUUUUGGCCAAUUCGGCUCACAAAUCGCUCCCUCUUUUUAGCCUACUCAAAAAAGGAACCGCCUUUCGGUGGUCAGAAGAAUGUGAAAACGCCUUCCAGGAAUUCAAAAGGGCGCUCUCUUGCCCACCGGUACUUGCCAAACCAGACAAUGGAGAAAUGCUGUAUUUAUAUCUCGCCGUAGGUACCAAGGCGAUCAGUGUAGCCCUUGUCAAAGAAGCAAAGGAAGGACAAAAGCCUGUCUAUUUCAUUAGCAAGGUUCUACAAGGGGCAGAGCUUCGAUACCAACAGGUGGAAAAGGUAGCUUUAACACUUAUCUUUGUCGCGCGGCGAUUAAGACCGUAUUUCCAGUGCCAUCCAAUCACCGUCAGGACCAACCAACCAAUUCGCCAAGUCCUGCACAAACCUGACUUGGCUGGAAGGAUGAUGUCUUGGGCGAUUGAGCUGUCCGAGUAUCAAAUCACCUAUGAGCCUAGAACCGCCAUCAAGGCUCAAGCACUCACUGACUUCAUUGCAGAAAUGACACAACAUUCCCCGCCCAAGAACCAAGCCAUGGUAACGCCGUUAUCAGAAGUAUGGAAACUAUACGUAGAUGGCUCGUCAAACGCCAAAGGCUCCGGUGCAGGGAUGAUAAUAGAAAAUCUGGAUGGCGUGGCUAUCGAACAUUCUUUGUCGUUUGAUUUCAACACCACAAAUAACCAGGCGGAAUAUGAGGCCAUGAUAGCUGGUCUGAUCCAAGCAAAGGAAAUGGGGGCCCAACGCCUCAAAGUCUUUAGUGAUUCCCAACUGGUGACAUUUCAGAUCUCCUGCGAGUACCAAGCCAAAGGACCACUGAUGUGCAAAUACUUAGAAAAAGUCAGAGAGCUAAUUGAAGGUUUUGAAAGUGUUGAGGUGGAGCAUAUCCGGCGUACUGAAAACACCCGGGCGGACAUUCUUUCCAAGCUGGCAAGCACUAAAAGCCCAGGCAACAAAUGUUCUAUAGUCCAGCAGAGCAUGCCAAACCCAUGCAUAGUCAUGAAUAUCUCAGAGACAGCCCCUGGAGCCACUGAAGAAACCUGGAUCACGCCCAUUGUCAAUUACUUAGCUGAAGGGGCCGUGCCUCCCGACCAAAAAGAUGCUAGAAAGAUAAUUCGCAGAAGCGACCACUUCUGCAUAGUACAAGGGCGGUUGUACAAGCGAGGACUUUCAACCCCACUCUUGAAAUGUUUGAAUCCCAGAGAUGUUCCAUACGUGUUAGAAGAAAUCCAUGAAGGAAUCAACGGCCACCACAUGGGCGGUCACUCACUAGCAAAGAAGGCGUUGAGAGCUGGAUUUUAUUGGCCAACCAUUGAACGUGACGCCCAUGAACACGUCAAAAAGUGCGAAAAAUGUCAGAAGUUCGCCGACAUACAUAGAGCACCGCCAGAAGAGUUAACAUCAAUCACCUCACCGUGGCCCUUCUACAAGUGGGGCAUCGACAUUCUGGGUCCUUCCCCUAUGGCAGCUGGGCGGGUUCAAUGGCUGAUUGUCGCUAUUGACUAUUUUACCAAGUGGGUAGAAGCAGAACCCUUGGCGACUAUAACAUCUCAAAAAGCAAGAAGGUUCUUCUGGAGAAGCAACAUUUACCGUUUUGGCAUUCCCGGGGAAGUCAUUACGGAUAACGGCACUCAAUUCACCGAUGCCAAAUUCUGCGAAUUAAUGAGCAGUCUGCACAUACGACACCACUUUGCUGCCGUAGAACACCCACAAUCCAACGGUUUGGUGGAGUCAGCCAACAAAAUGCUGGGGAAAGGAAUUAAAAACAAGCUUGAAGCACACAAAGGGGCCUGGAUUGACAACCUUGACAACGUCCUAUGGGGGUACAGGGCGACCGCCCAAUCAUCCACAAUAGAAACUCCGUUCAGGCUGACUUACGACACUGAAGCCAUGAUCCCAGUAGAAAUCGGUGAACCCUCCUGGCGGCGAGAGCACGUAACCGAGAUCGACAACACCCAAAAUUUGAAAGAAGCACUAGACCUGCUAGACGAACUCAGAAGGUCUGCCGCUGAGUCUGAUCGCCAUUCAAAAGAAAAAUCAGCUACUUACUACAAUAAGAAGGUCAUCCCCCGGAGUUUUCAAGAAAAAGAUUUGGUGCUUCGAAGAACAGACGUAGGAAACAAAAACGCUCGCGAAGGAAAGCUCGCCCCAACAUGGGAAGGACCUUACAGGAUAAUCAACAAGCUAGGUCAAGGAGCCUACUCCCUGGAAACACUAGAAGGAAAGGCGCUACUGAGGGCUUGGAACGCCGAUAAGCUCAAAAAAUAUUAUAGUUAA
Molecule: messenger RNA, 2694 nt
Organism: Gastrolobium bilobum
Lineage: Eukaryota; Viridiplantae; Streptophyta; Magnoliopsida; Fabales; Fabaceae
Exons: 1
Coding region: 1-2694 (897 amino acids)
Biological process (GO): DNA integration
Molecular function (GO): nucleic acid binding; RNA-DNA hybrid ribonuclease activity
Source: RefSeq, a predicted model, not a curated record